Aspergillus steynii IBT 23096 is the source of this 1214-nucleotide messenger RNA. RefSeq names its product ORMDL family protein. Gene Ontology annotation, cellular component: endoplasmic reticulum membrane. The transcript is spliced from 3 exons. The coding region runs from base 457 to 1002 and encodes 181 amino acids. NCBI's taxonomy places the organism in Eukaryota, Fungi, Ascomycota, Eurotiomycetes, Eurotiales, Aspergillaceae. The record is from RefSeq and is a predicted model, not a curated record. Gene Ontology annotation, biological process: intracellular sphingolipid homeostasis; negative regulation of ceramide biosynthetic process; ceramide metabolic process.
CACUGUUUCAUAAUCCCCACGUCACUCUCAGGAAGAGAAAAAAAAAAGCGAGAGAAAAAAAAAUUAACUUUGAAUUCUGAGAGGAUUCUGGAUAUUCUCUCCUUAAUUUUUCUUUUUUUCCCUUUUUUCCCUACCAUUUUUUGCCCCUCGAGCGGCCGUCCCGUGACCGACGCCGAUCGGAUCUGACUUUCGCUUUGACGGUCGGAAUUGAUCUCAUCUCGCUUUCUCCUCCAUCGUCUCGAGACCUGCUGUGGUCUGUCUGCAAUUCCUGCUCCGUCUUGCUCCUCCCCCUUUAUCCUCCGUCUCCUGCCUCUCCGCUCCGCUCGGAUCCCUACUCCCUUUUCCCCCGAGUUUCCGAUCAACACCGCCAAAGUGUCUUCUCUUUUGAUUCCCCGUGCUAUCUCCUUCCCCCCGGAGGCCGACAACCGGCCGCACCGGUUGACUCCAGACCCCAACAUGUCUCAAAACAAGGAUAAGGCUGGAAGGAGGAGAAGGUCAAGCAGUAUCAUCUAUCAGGAGCCUGCGGAGUCCAUUGAACACACCAGUGAUCAGGCGGCCCUGCCCAAUCUGAAUGCGAACUGGGUGAAUGCCAAGGGUGCCUGGACCAUCCAUUUCGUUCUCAUCAUUGCCCUCAAGAUCUUCUACGACAUCAUCCCCGGGGUCUCGCAGGAAACAUCAUGGACCCUCACCAACAUCAGCUACAUGUUCGGCUCCUUCCUCAUGUUCCACUGGGUGCGGGGCAUCCCUUUCGAGUUCAACGCGGGUGCCUACGAUAAUCUCAACAUGUGGGAGCAGAUCGACAACGGAGACCAAUAUACCCCGACGAAGAAGUUCCUCCUCUGCGUGCCCAUCUGUCUCUUCCUGCUCAGUACGCAUUAUACCCACUACGACUUGACGUAUUUCACCAUCAACUUCCUGGCCACGUUGGCCGUGGUCAUCCCGAAACUCCCAUUUUCGCACCGAUUGCGAAUAGGGCUCUUCUCCGGCGAACCCGAGGAAUAGCGGUUUUUUUCCUUUUCGUUUCUUUUUAAUAAUUCCUUUGCUUUCCGUUGCUUUUUAAUCCGCCUCUCUCUCUCUCUCUCUCUCCUUUCCUUUUCUUGAUAAUAUUCUCCACUUGGCGUCCAUUACCGUUUGCUCCCCCGUUCUUUGUCUUCUACUCUUUUCUGCUGCGCGAUCCGGGGUGAAGUCGGGUCUCCCGUUGGGAAAUUGGCCGA